AUGGCGCAAACGAAGGCGAUCGCGAAAUUCUGGAUCACAACACGUGAUCAAAUUGAAAGCGUUUUGAUCCACGAGAAGCACAUGCAAGCAACCGAAGCUACGAAGGAUGUUCAGAUAGUGCAUGGAUUAAUUUCCGAUCUCUAUUGUCGGUACGUGCAUUUGUGUCGAAGCCUAGGUCGCUGCUUUGACCAAACCCUGCAAGUACAGAAGCGAGAAGUGAUUGAACACCUACUGCAAGCGGCCAGUACACGUAUGCUGGAACUUGGCGCGAAAAUGCAGGACAUAGAACUGAGCGAAUUUGUGUACGUGGAUGGAGCAUUGCAGGAGCAACAUCUGAUUCCUGACGAUGUGCAGGCGGUGAGACCAUGCUUCUUCCCGGCCAAACGUCCAGCGGAGCUGCAGGCGUUAGUUGAUUCUUAUACGUUGAUGAAUUUCACAAAUGCUGACAGCGAUGAUGAAGAUGAUUGCACGGACGAAAGCGAAUCCGAUGAGGAACCGACAGCACCAUCCGAUGGAGUAAAGCGUCCCGUAGUGAUACGAGAUAAGCGUAAAGAACGGCUCCAAGCUGCACUAGCAGUGAUCACAGCACACGAAAAAGCACGCCAAGCGCGGGUACGCAAAACGAACUUUCGUCUACAUCCUGAUCGGUUCUAUCCCAAACCGAUCGAUGAAGAUAUUGAGGACGUGCGGUAUGAAUUUUCUUACCGCCCAGGACAAUUCAUGCUCUAUCCCGUCAAGCGCACCGUCUAUAACUGGGAUUUUCGCAUGAAGCAGAAAAAUUUGGGCAAUUUUGCGUAUUACUCUCCACCAGGCUGGCAAGAGCCCGAGAUAGUAGCUGAAUCUGCAACAAAAUUAAAAAUAUUAAAAGAAAGAACAGCCAUACAAAGCGAAAGCCGAAGGAGUGCUGAAUUGGUUGAAGCGGCCAGACAGCGGGAGGAGGCAAUAGAAAGGUUUAAACUUAAUCGGGCCGCGGUAAAAAUCCAACGUUAUUGGCACAGGUAUUGCUCGAUGAACGCACAGAAGCGUCUUCGAUACGAAAGAUCUAAAUUUCUUGGUCUGUUUAACGAUUAUGAAGCGAAUUUGCAAGACGAUCUUGUUGUAGAGGAUGCACGUGCCGCUCGACGAGAGAGAAAGUUAGAAUUCGAUCAGAAGUUUCUCGAAGCGAUUGCGGAUGAAAAGGCCAGAAUAUUGCGCACACGUGGUCCGGCACUCCUCGAGGACAUAACGGAUUUCGUGAGGGCUUGGUUUCGACAGUGGCACGACGAGGCGCUCGCUUUCGAUCUCAUACCAGAAACCUUCGAGGGUGGUACGGUUCUGAUAGUACGUGGAGAAACCUUAACCCCAAUGGAAUAUCUAGAGCAAGAGCGACUGAAGCGGCUCGAAAAAUUAAAGUCAGUUGAACAGAAGAAGAGAGAAGCCGACGCGAAAAAGGCGGCCAAGGAUCGAGAGCUGGAAAAGAAGCUGGCAGAAAAGGAACGUUUGAAGGACUUGGCCCGCGAAAAGCGUGCUAGAGAAAAAAGGGAAGGAAAAACGUACGAUUUCACCGAGCCUGAGUUUGUGAGUAAUGCUUACGUUACGCUAGAAGAAACGCUCAAGCGAUAUCGCAGUGAUUGGGCUUUCGUAAAUGAGAUGGAUAACUUCAACGACCUCCCUCUGAUGGAGUGGAUUACGCUAGAAAAGUUUGCCGAAGUGCAUCAGGAGCUCCACUCAGAAGUGCAUGAGUUGUUGAAAACUGAACGAGAACUUCUUCAGAUGGCUCUGUGCAAGGACGAAAAGAAAAAGUACAAACCACCGAAACCUAAAAAACCUCCACGAGUGAAAGGAGCAAAAGGCAAGAAACGCAAGGGGUUGGUCGAUCCUACGAGCGAACGUUCCGUCGAAUCGAUUAUCGAGGAGCUUGUGGAGCGGAAUAUUCUAAAGGCCUUCCGGGAGCGAACUUUCGAUGAUUUUAUCGGAGACUUUAACUUCGCUGCUUUCGAGCGACGUAAUCGAUUGCAACAAGAUCCUCCACCUGCAAUGGGGGAAAUUAGAACCAUCUUGCGAUCUUACCUCCACGGAAUGGGUCCACUCGUGGUGCCGAAACCAAAAUCGAUCUGCCUACUUGCGCCUACAGGAUAUGGGAAAACGCUGCUACUGGAAGCGAUCUGUUCGGAAACGAGCUCGGUACUGUUUGAUCUCAGCGUGGAAUCCUGUGCUCCGAUUGAGCUCAGUGAAUUUCCAUACUUUAUGCAGCUCAUUCUGCGGGCAGCACGAAUGCUGCAGCCAACCGUUCUCGCGAUCGAGAACGUUCAUCGGACAUUCUACAAAAAAGUUCCACCUUCAGAGCAGCAUCUUGAACCGACCAAAUUAAGCAAGUAUCUUUUUAAACUGAUCGUGAAGCAACUGCAACCUGAAGAUAAAAUACUCCUGGUAGCGACCAGCAAUCAACCAUGGCUGGCAAAGGUGGGACCGUUGAAAAAGUGCUUCGAAAAAUUCAUAAUUCUCCCCCGACCAGACUACGGUUCGACUAACCUCCUAUGGCAGCAUGCAUUGCGCAGAUUUCCAACCGUACCACGGGAUCUCGAUCUUUCUGCUUUGUCCAAAGUCACGAACGGCUAUUCAGCUGGGCAAAUAAUUGACUGCACGAAGCAAGUGCUCCACAUCAGACGUCGCAUGCAAUUCGGUCGUAAGCCGUUAAACGUGCAGGAACUUUUUGAACAAUUUCUAGCUAGCGCUUCUGGCCCGCAGUAUCCGAUCAGCGAUAAAGAGUACGAAAAGUAUAUUAAAUGGCACCGGAAAGUAAACAAACUGGCUAAAAUGCGUGCUAAGAUCGUAAGAGAGCGCGAAUUACUUGCAGAACAGAUGAAAGCUAAGGCGGCAAAGGCGAAAAAAUAGCUUUUCAUUUGGACACUUCCAUCAGUUCCAUACACCAUUCCAUAGCGAGUAGAAAUAAACUAGGAAUACUUUAUUGAUUACGGUAAACAAGAGAUAAAAACGAAACAAAUAAAUGUAGCCUUAACGAAAUGGUGCACACGUACGCUACCCGAGGACUGGCACACAAAAUAUAAUCUAAACGUAGACAAGAAAAUCCUUUCUCUCAGUAAUGGCUUCCGCAAACAGCUUGCCUACUUCUGUGGGAGCACCAAAAGCAAUCUCCUCGUAUUUCAUCGCAUAGCCAAAUAUGUAGUGGCGCCGAAUUGCUGCCAUGAUUUUGCGACCGAUUCCUCGACGACGGUACUUGGGGGCAACCCAAAUACGAGAUAUGCCACACCUU
Molecule: messenger RNA, 3253 nt
Organism: Anopheles nili
Lineage: Eukaryota; Metazoa; Arthropoda; Insecta; Diptera; Culicidae
Product: IQ and AAA domain-containing protein 1-like
Exons: 2
Coding region: 1-2874 (957 amino acids)
Molecular function (GO): ATP binding; ATP hydrolysis activity
Source: RefSeq, a predicted model, not a curated record